GGGACGGGGUGAGCCUCUCAGUGUGGCUUUGAGGAAGGUCCUAAAUACUAGCGCAAAGUCGUGAGUUCGCCACGUGUGGAGAGAAGGGGAAGACUGAGUCGAGAGAGGGAGAAAAAAGCCCAAUGCUGGUUUCGGAAAGAACGAAGGAACUUUGGUAGCCCUGGCCGAACCACCAACGCAAGGCAAGGAGCGCUUCCGCAGAGUGGCAGCAGUUCUGAUUGGAAGGUGGCUGGGAGAGACCCAUCGCACCUAAAGGGACAGCUCUUGGUGAGGACUCCUCAAAAGCUCCCCCUGGACCAUGUCACUGGGUGGAAGAGGAAUGCUGUGAGACUGAGCCAGGAACCAGCUAAGUGACAGCUCAGAGUCCAGGAGUACCAAGUCCCUGCAAAACAUAGGCACCGUGAGGAUGAGUGCGGCGAGCACUGCAGUUCCCUUCCAUACAACCUCAGACACCAGCAGGGCUGUUUCCACCUUUUCUGUUGUGGACUAUGUGGUAUUUGGCCUGUUGCUGGUUCUCUCCCUUGUCAUUGGGCUCUAUCAUGCUUGCCGUGGCUGGGGCCGCCAUACCGUUGGUGAACUGCUGAUGGCAGACCGCAAAAUGGGCUGCCUUCCUGUGGCAUUGUCCUUGCUGGCCACCUUCCAGUCAGCCGUGGCAAUCCUGGGGGCCCCAGCUGAGAUCUACCGAUUUGGAACCCAGUAUUGGUUCCUGGGGUGCUCCUACUUCCUGGGGCUCCUGAUCCCUGCUCAUGUCUUCAUCCCUGUGUUCUACCGCCUGCGUCUUACCAGCGCCUAUGAGUACCUGGAGCUCCGCUUCAAUAAAGCAGUUCGGAUCUGUGGGACUGUGACCUUCAUCUUUCAGAUGGUGAUCUACAUGGGAGUUGCUCUCUAUGCACCGUCCUUGGCCCUCAAUGCAGUGACUGGAUUUGAUCUGUGGUUGUCAGUGCUGGCCCUAGGAAUUGUCUGCAACAUCUACACUGCACUGGGUGGGCUAAAGGCUGUCAUCUGGACAGAUGUGUUCCAAACGCUGGUCAUGUUCCUAGGGCAGCUGGUGGUUAUCAUUUUAGGAGCAGCCAGAGUGGGUGGCUUGGGGCAUGUAUGGGAUGUGGCUUCCCGGCAUGGCCUCAUCUCUGGGAUUGAGCUGAAUCCUGACCCCUUUGUGCGUCACACUUUCUGGACUUUGGCCUUUGGGGGUGUCUUCAUGAUGCUCUCCUUGUAUGGAGUGAACCAGGCUCAGGUGCAGCGCUACCUCAGUUCCCACUCAGAGAAGGCUGCUGUGCUCUCCUGCUAUGCAGUGUUCCCUUGCCAGCAAGUGGCCCUCUGCAUGAGCUGCCUCAUUGGUCUGGUCAUGUUUGCCUAUUAUCAGGAAUAUAGUAUGAGCCCCCAGCAAGAGCAAGCAGCUCCUGACCAGUUGGUCCUCUAUUUUGUGAUGGACCUCCUGAAAGACAUGCCAGGACUGCCUGGGCUCUUCGUUGCGUGCCUCUUCAGUGGAUCUCUCAGCACCAUAUCCUCUGCAUUCAAUUCACUGGCGACUGUCACGAUGGAAGACCUGAUCCAGCCCUGGUUCCCUCAGUUGACUGAAAGCCGGGCCAUCAUGCUUUCUCGAAGCCUUGCCUUUGCCUAUGGGCUAGUUUGCCUGGGAAUGGCCUAUAUUUCGUCUCAUCUGGGAUCAGUCCUACAGGCAGCGCUCAGUAUCUUUGGCAUGGUUGGAGGGCCACUGCUUGGACUCUUCUGCCUCGGGAUGUUCUUUCCAUGUGCCAACCCUCUUGGUGCCAUCGUAGGCCUGUUGACGGGACUCACCAUGGCCUUCUGGAUCGGCAUUGGGAGCAUAGUAAGCAGGAUGAGUUCUGCUGCAGCAUCCCCUCCCCUUAAUGGAACCGGCUUCUUCCUGUCCAGCAAUCUAACUGUCGCCACUGUGACCACCCUGAUGCCUUCUACCCUGUCCAAGCCCACAGGACUGCAGCAGUUCUAUUCCCUGUCCUAUUUAUGGUACAGUGCACACAACUCCACCACAGUCAUUGUAGUGGGACUGAUCGUCAGUCUGCUUACCGGGGGAAUGCGGGGCCGGUCCCUGAACCCUGCCACCAUUUACCCUGUGUUGCCAAAGCUCCUUGCACUCCUGCCCUUAUCCUGCCAGAAGCGGCUUUGCUGGAGAAGCCACAACCAGGAUAUCCCUGUGGUCCCCAACCUGUUUCCAGAGAAGCUGAGGAAUGGAGUGCUGCAGGACAGCAGAGACAAAGAGAGGAUGGCUGAAGAUGGCCUUGUCCACCAGCCAUGCAGCCCUACCUAUGUUGUGCAGGAGACCUCCCUGUGACCUGUGAUGGGAACUGGUCUGUCCACUACAGUGCAGCAGCCAGAGGCUAUUUUACGUGUUCUGCAGCACUGGGGUGGAUGACCUAGCCCACAGCAAAGGACCUUGAUCUUUAAUGUUUCACCUCCGUGGAAGCUGUUGCAUGCAAGGGCGAGACAGUUUUUCCUUAUCCCUUGCCAAUCUUAGGAUCAGGUUUGCAGGGUACAGAAUCACAUCAUAUGUGGGAAAAGAAACGAAUACACUAAGAAAAGAGUGGUUUUUGAUCAAGUAACCAGGGUUCUUUGGGGUGAAUAGGAACAGCAUUUCUUACAACUGCCCUGGGGCCUAGAUUGACCAGCUCCAGCGUUAAGUCCUUGGCUCUCUGGUGACUCUCUCACCCUUAUGUCAACCUGGGUUAUUUCCAGCCAUGUGAGCAACUGUGGUCUUUCAGGUUCUCUAUAAUAAUACUCAAGUCCCCUCUCAUUCUUACCUACCUCGAUUCGUGAGAGGGAGGCUUGCGUGUUAUGUACAUCUACUUUCUGUAGGGGUGGGAGGUUUUCUACAUGAACCCUCGCCCUCUUCAGGCAGUACUUAAGAGGCAGGACCUUCACCAGGACCCCCUUAUGUGGUGUGCUAUCCUCUAAACUCCUAGGCUAGGCCACCCUGGUGUCAUUCUGUUGUCUGUGCAACUAUUAUUUCCUUUGGGAGUUUCCUCCUCGUGCAUUUUGUUCCUAGGGAAUAAAAAUAGCCCUUAGACCUGG
Arvicanthis niloticus (Nile rat) is the source of this 3048-nucleotide messenger RNA. It is a transcript of the gene Slc5a6, whose product is annotated as solute carrier family 5 member 6. Lineage: Eukaryota; Metazoa; Chordata; Mammalia; Rodentia; Muridae. The record is from RefSeq and is a predicted model, not a curated record. Gene Ontology annotation, biological process: transmembrane transport; sodium ion transport. Gene Ontology annotation, molecular function: symporter activity. Gene Ontology annotation, cellular component: membrane.